AUUUCGCCUGGUUUCUGUCUGUUCACUGAAUCUCACGCUGAAAAUGCUGGAUUCCGCGUGCGUGGUGGUUAAAUCAUUGAAAUCUCUGUAAUAGAUGAAGCUUGGUGAUUUGGGUUAUCGAAUAAUUAAUCUUUUGAAGUCUGCGUAUUGUGGAAAUCUAACAAUAUUUUCCUGUUUCAACAUUUGCCUUUGUAUCUCAAGUCUAUGAUAAUGCUUGAUUUCAUGCCUGUUUUGCUGAAUAUUUUGUGCUUGUCUAGGUGGGAUUGCUAAAUGAGGCGCUUUUUUUAUGUGGGUUUCUCUUGAAAUCUCAUUAUAGCGGUGGGCUCAUUGAAAAGUGGGAGCUUUCAUAAUUUUUUCCUGAGAAAAAGAAAGAAAAAUGAAGGAGAAACCUUAGUUUUGUGCAGUUAAGUGAGUUUCCCAUGUAAAGAAGCUGGACAUGAAUUUUUUGAAGGGGACAUGCUUGAGCCAAGGGAAGCUGAUAUACCCGUCCUGUUUCUGGUCUUGGUUGUGCUUCCUUUAGUUACUUACAUCUUACUAGGAAAAUGGAAUGAGGUUGCAAAGAAGAAGGAUAGGGUGAGUCUGCUUGCUCAAGUGGCAGCUGAAGAAACUCUCCUUGCUGAAGCAGUGCCGACUGCCAGUGUUAUCCCGGUUGUAGUUUGUACAAAGAGUGGAUUUCAUGAGUGUGCAAGAUGCUUUGGUCCGGCUAAGACCCGCUGCUCCCGUUGCAAGUCUGUUAGAUACUGUUCUGGGAAGUGUCAAAUUAUCCACUGGAGGAUGGGUCACAAGGAAGCAUGCCAGCAGUUGGAGUCCACCUGCCUAAAUAUAUCUCCUAAGCCAUUCUCAGAUGAAGAAUCUGUCCAUGAGAGGGCUCUACCAAAUGAAUACCAGGAUGGUCUCUUCCAAGGAUAUGAGAUUGGGCACUCUAUCCCGGACAGUGAUACUGUGGAUAAACCUAACCAUCCGUCUUCCAACACUUCUGCUGCUUCUACCAAUACUACCACAGUUGAUACAUGUGAGGUAUUGAUGGCGGAGAAAAAACAUGUGGAUAAGCGUGUUUCACGUAAGUUAAACAGAGAAACAUUGAGAAGAGGGGAUGCUGCUUUAUUGGGAUCUCGCGGAGGAGCCUGUGGUAGUUGGGAUGGCAGUUCAAAUUUGUCUAACGUUAUCCCAUCCAAGAAGGCUUCCAUGAGACAUAAGUUAGGAAAUGACGAUCCAAUUGCAUCAUCAGAACAAAUCUCAAAAAAGCAUACCAUCAACAUCCAUGAUGAUCAUAACUUGAGAGGCCAAAAUGAAUGCAUAUCUAAAUCAGGAAGUGAUCCUUGUACCACAAGCUCAUUACAUUCAGAGAAAACAAGGACAGGCUUGCUUGAAGUCGAGAUGGAUUUCACUUCAGAUAGGAACAAUUUCCUUAGGGAAAGACUGGCUUCUAAUAGUGAAACAGUUGACUUGAUCUCUCCCCCUGAAAUUAUCUCAGCCAAAGGAAGCACAAAAUCUAAGAGUACAUUGCAUCCUUCUGAACCCAAAAUUUCAGGGUCCCCAGGAUCAACUUUGAAAGCAUCAAGAGAAAGCUCAUGCUCAGGGAUGCUGAGUAAAGGGCGGGUAGCAAAUGAAUCAAAAGUGCUUCAAGCAAGUGCUUUUACUGCUGUCCCUGGUAAAGACAAAAAUGUUCUGUCAGACACUAUCAUGAGGAAGAUGGGUAUAAAGAAGUUACCUAAAGUUCCAAGACAGGAUGCUAGAGGAGUUAACGGUGAUGGGCGAAAGAGAAACAAGGUGCUGUUCCCUUAUGAAGAAUUUGUAAGGUUGUUCCAAUACGAAGGCUGGGACUUAUCUCCUAGAGGCCUUCUAAACUGUGGGAACAGCUGCUAUGCCAAUGCUGUAUUGCAAUGUCUGACCUGCACAAAGCCUCUGAUCAUCUACCUGCUUCAGAGAUCACAUUCAAGAAUCUGCUGCAUGAAGGAUUGGUGCCUCAUGUGUGAACUUGAGGAGCAUGUAAUGAUGUUAAGAGAAGCUGGAGGCCCUUUGUCUCCUGACAAAAUCCUUCUACAUAUGCGGAGAAUUGGUUGUCGGAUGGGUUCUGGAAGUCAGGAAGAUGCUCAUGAAUUUCUAAGACUUCUGGUUACUUCCAUGCAACUUAUAUGCCUUGAGGGAUCAGGUGGUGAGAAGCAAGUCAAUUCAAGCUUGCAAGAAACUACCUUCAUACAACAUACUUUCGGUGGUCAUCUUAGAUCAAAGGUCAAAUGUCUGAGAUGUCAUCAUGAAUCUGAACGGUACGAAAACAUUAUGGAUCUUACGUUGGAGAUACAUGGUUGGGUUGAGUCACUGGAGGAUGCCCUUACUCAAUUUACAGCUCCUGAGGAUUUGGAUGGAGAAAACAUGUACAGAUGUGGAAGGUGUGCCACAUAUGUUAAAGCACGAAAGCAGUUGAGCAUACAUGAAGCACCAAACAUCCUUACAAUAGUUUUAAAGAGAUUCCAGACGGGGAAGUAUGGGAAAAUAAAUAAAUGCAUCACUUUUCCAGACAUGCUGGACAUGAUCCCAUUCAUGACUGGUACAGGCGACAGUCCACCCCUUUACAUGCUCUAUGCUGUUGUUGUGCAUUUGGAUACGUUGAAUGCAUCGUUUUCGGGGCACUACGUGUCAUAUGUGAAAGAUGUGCAGGGCAUGUGGUUCAGGAUAGAUGACACUGAGGUUCAAACAGUGCCAACUAGCCAGGUGAUGUCAGAAGGUGCAUACAUCCUAUUCUACUCGAGGUCUUGUCCGCGCCUUCCGAGAGUUUCUCCGCUGCAACAUCCAACAACUGAAAUGCACUGCUUAUCAAAACAGAAUCUCUCAAGAUCAGGACAAACUAGACACAAUGACAACUUUUUUGUUGAAGCAUUUGCAUCAGAUCCCAGACAAGAUUUAUGGUUGGGCAGUGGCAAUCAAACCUCCAAUGACAUUCUGAGGUGUGCUAAUGGAAAUACAGCAACAAUGAGAGAAACAUAUCCAGAGUCAAUGAGCAUGGAAUUCUCAGAUGCCACAUCAAGUGAUUGGUCCAUUUUCACAAGUUCAGACGAUGCAUCGUUUACCACUGAGAGUACUAGAGAUUCAUUUAGUACUUCCGAUUAUGCCGACACAGUCAAUCUUGAUCCUAUUUCCUCAAUAUUCAACUCAUUCUACCCUCCAGAAUACUCCUCACACAGGACUGUUUCCUGUAGAAGGUUUUCGGUUAUUAAACCGCAGACAAGAUUCCUUUCGGAAGACAAGGGCUUUGUUUGGGAUUCAUCCCUGUCAAAUGAACCACUUGACAGUGUACAGAAUGGAAAGAAUCCGAAACAGGUCAGGGUUUUUUCGACCUAGCCUUUACCUUCUGUUACUAACUGAAGUGUGUUUAUAAAAUACGGGAGCAAUCCCAAGAUCAUCUUGUUCAUACAUCAUUGUGAACUUUAAUUAUUAGAAUCUUGUUGUCUGGGAAUUCCCAUAAGAUGAAAUAGAUCAUUUAGCAAGAGACUGGCAUACCUCAAAUUAUUUUUUUCUUCAUUUUCUUAACAUGUCUGUUAUAUGGGGUAUGUGAAGACAUCAAGUGGAGUGGAUGAUCUAGUUCUCAUUUUGAGAUUUAAAGGAGUAAAGAUACCGUCUUACUCUUCGGAAUUUUGUAAUAUUUAUCAUAGUGCAUUUCUGGAGUAAUAUUGAUGAAAUGUAUAAAAUUCCAUAUUCAGACUUUA
Molecule: messenger RNA, 3704 nt
Organism: Macadamia integrifolia
Lineage: Eukaryota; Viridiplantae; Streptophyta; Magnoliopsida; Proteales; Proteaceae
Product: ubiquitin carboxyl-terminal hydrolase 15-like
Exons: 14
Coding region: 457-3339 (960 amino acids)
Biological process (GO): protein deubiquitination
Cellular component (GO): cytosol; nucleus
Molecular function (GO): cysteine-type deubiquitinase activity; cysteine-type endopeptidase activity
Source: RefSeq, a predicted model, not a curated record